Molecule: messenger RNA, 2779 nt
Organism: Neoarius graeffei (lesser salmon catfish)
Lineage: Eukaryota; Metazoa; Chordata; Actinopteri; Siluriformes; Ariidae
Gene: rbmx
Product: RNA binding motif protein X-linked
Exons: 10
Coding region: 123-1253 (376 amino acids)
Biological process (GO): positive regulation of mRNA splicing, via spliceosome
Cellular component (GO): spliceosomal complex
Molecular function (GO): RNA binding
Source: RefSeq, a predicted model, not a curated record
ACUUUUCACGGCGUGAAUUAUUCUUGCUACCGCGGGUGGGACUUCUGAAUGAUAAAAAGCAGCGUGAGGUCUUUCUUUAGCGCCCCUGUUAAGUGUGUGACGGUUUCAGUUAAUAGUUGACCAUGGCAGAGGCAGACAGACCUGGGAAGCUUUUCAUCGGUGGCUUGAACACUGAAACGACAGAGAAAGCUCUUGAAAGCUAUUUCAGCAAAUUCGGCCGGUUAUCUGAAGUUAUUUUAAUGAAGGAUCGUGAGACAAAUAAGUCCAGAGGGUUUGCUUUUGUGACUUAUGAGAAUCCUGCUGAUGCCAAAGAUGCUGUGCGGGAACUGAAUGGAAAGGCCCUUGAUGGUAAGCCCAUCAAAGUCGAGCAGGCCACAAAGCCUCAGUUUGAGUCAUCUGGCCGUCGAGGCCCUUCAAUGCAUCCACGCAACCGUGGUUCUCCUCGAGGGCCGCGUGGGUCCAGAGGGGGUCCCGGUGGAAUGCGUGGACCACCAAGCAGAGAGCCUUUCUUUAAAGGGAUGUCAUCAAGAGGACCCCCGCCAAAAAGAGGACCACCAAUGCGCAAUGGAGGGCCACCACCAAAGAGACCAGCACCUUCUGGGCCAAUGGGCAGACCCCCAAUGUCAAGGGAUCGGGAUCUUUAUGGUCCCCCUCCUCCUCGUCGGGAUUCACUUAUGUCAAGAAGAGAUGACUACCCAUCACCACGUGAUGAUCACUAUAGUGUCAAAGACAGCUAUUCUAGCCGGGACUACAUGAGCUCAAGAGACAGCCGGGACUAUGGACCUCCACCACGUGAUUAUUCAUACCGUGACUAUCCAUCCCAGUCCAGUUCCAGAGAUGAUUAUGGUUCAAUGUCACGAAGCUAUGGUGAUCGUGACAGUUAUGGGGGCGGUCGUGAACCUAGAGGCUAUAUGGAGCGAGCAAGUGGAGGCUCCUACAGAGACCCCUAUGAUGGUUACGGUAACUCACGCAGUGCCCCACCCUCAAGGGGCCCCCCUCCAUCCUACGGUGGGAGUGGUGGAGGCAGUCGCUAUGACGACUAUGGCAGCAGUUCCAGGGAUGGCUAUGGCAGUCGUGACAGUUACCCCAGCGGUCGGAGUGAGUCGUACUCUGCUGGCCGUGCCGAGCGCCCGGCCAGGCAAGACCUCGAGAGAGGCUACCCUCCUCGCCAAUACAGCAGCUCAAGCCGAGGCGCACCUCGGGGUCGUGGAGCUAAUCGAGCAGAUAGAGGAAUGAACCGAAGUCGGUACUGAAAUGGACUCUGUGUUGGAAAAGGGUUAGGUCACAUUGUGAGACAACGGAGAGGCUAAACUUUUAACUUCUAGAUGAACUUUAAUCUUCGGUUUCACUCUGUACGCAACCUUGUCAAGUUUUUUCCUGAGUGUUACAGUUUGUUUCUUUCCCCUGCCCAUCACGUUUAAUAGUACUGUUGCCAAUUUAAGUGAUGAGUGUUUUAGUUUUGUGCCCUAGUGAUGUAAAUCCAAGAGUAUUGUCUUUCAUUUAUCAAUAAAAAAAAAUUAUCAAAACAUUCAUGCCCCACUCCUGUUCAAAGAGGACCCAUGUAAAUGGUGAAAACUCAGCUCCCAGCCUCAUUUACAGUGAGGGGGAAACCUUAAAAUUGAUCCAUUUUAGAUUGUGGAGAAUCUUGUUGACUAUGUUCAGUCUGUUGAGAACGAGACCAAUGUCUUUGCCAAACUCUUUAUCAGUAUAGUUUUCCUCAGUGCAAAUGGAUUCCUCAUCACAAAGCCUAAACAUUGACGGCUUGCAACGACCAAUCCAAAGACAACCAAUAUGCAGGAAACAAUCCAACACCAGAUUAAACCUGACAUCAGCUGGUAAGCAAAGCAAACCCUUUUGUCUCUGGUCUAAGUGAACUUGACUCAAUGGUGUGAGUGGUAUCUCAACUUCAGAUUAGUUAACACCCCAUCUUUACCUCUUCUGGCCUUACAGAUGAUAACCUGCAGUCUAACCCUGUACAGUUAUUUCAUGCUUGAUCAACUUUUAAUAAAAAUAGAGGAAAAAAGCCCCCCCUCCUCAAAAAAAAAGUCCGCAACCAAAGGAGUCUGCCUAAUCUUUUGUAAAAAAAAAAUAAAAAAAAUCAGUGGAUCAUUUUGAAUUUAAAAGCCCGUAGUCUCGGGAAUGAAUGACAAGGGCGAAACCUGGAAUUCCCACUCUCCAACACCACAUUCCAAGUGACAUGGCAUUUUAAGGAUAUUAAGAUGAAGCCUCCCACCUGUGGACUAUUUUUCUACAAUGUAGUUUUAAGUCCCCCAAAUUUCAAAUGGUAUCCAGACCAAUGUCAGUGGAACCCUUUUUAUUUUAGAUGUUGCCUUAGUUUUUAACAAAACCAAAGCUGCUCACAAGCAUGCCCAUUCUAACAAAGGAGACACCUGGAAAAGACACUGUUCUAAAAUUCAGCCUGGAAAGUAACUGGAAGCCAGUCAAAUUGGAUCCUGAUGCAUUAAAUUUUUUGCCCUCGUGCCUUUUUAUUAUUUUCUUAUAUAUAUAUAAAAUGUUUGUGGCUACAGCUGUACGUUAAUCCGAUUUGUCUUGUUGCAGGAUGACCGUAACAGCCUGAUCAACAUGACCAGAGCUUGUAGUUCUUCAGUGCUGAUGGACACUUGGUUGGAGCUAUACAUGCAUCAGAUUCAGAUCUAGUGUGAUCCUGGUUAAGUGGGUCCUUCAGAUGGAAUGGAGUCCAAGUCUAGAAGUGAUGCGCACACGUGUGUGUGUGGGGGGGGAUUUCUUCCUCUUAAAUAAACGUUUUAUUUACUUUGAA